Salvia hispanica is the source of this 1939-nucleotide messenger RNA. It is a transcript of the gene PUX2, whose product is annotated as plant UBX domain-containing protein 2. The record is from RefSeq and is a predicted model, not a curated record. Gene Ontology annotation, biological process: defense response to fungus. NCBI's taxonomy places the organism in Eukaryota, Viridiplantae, Streptophyta, Magnoliopsida, Lamiales, Lamiaceae. Gene Ontology annotation, molecular function: protein binding.
ACCCCAACAUUUCUUCAUUCAACUCUCAUCGCAAACUUCCAUAGAAAUCGAAUUCUCAGCCUGAUUUUUGUAUCUAUCGCUCGUGGAUUGUGUUUUGUCAACGCAUCAAUUCUGUUGAAUUUAUUCAAAUCCCUCCCUCCUCCCCCACAAAACCUUUUACAGGAUUUCAUCAAUUUGUGCUGAAUCGAAAUAUCCCCCAAAACCUACUACGAUUCAUACACACGAACUCGUAGUAGCAUUAAUCGCAUUGUUCUCACGAUUUUCAGUGAUCGUUGAUUGAAUACGAAGCAGAAUGGAUGAAGUUAAAGAUAAAAUGAAGGGGCUGAUGAAGAAAGUCAACAACCCCUUCACAUCAUCAUCAUCGGGCAAAUUCAAGGGCCAAGGCAGAGUUUUGGGAUCUUCCACUACGUCGUCACCGUCUCCGCCGCCGCCGCCGCCUCCAUCUCAAUCAGUGUUUUCUUCAUCAUCACUGUCUAAUUCAAAGCCCUCUAAUCCAAAGGUAAACACUAUCUCCGAACAUAAAUCGGAGAACAGAGAGCCCGGGCCACGGAUGAACCCUAAGGCACACGAGAAGCCGGAAAACGGCUUCGAUCCGUUUGACUCAUUGGUCACGACGGGGAAGAGGAACCCAAAUGGCUAUUCUUUGAGAGUUUUCGAGUGUCCGGUUUGCGGUGGAGGGUACGCCUCCGAAGAAGAGGUUUCCUCCCACGUCGAGUCCUGUUUGAGCAGAGCAGAAUCGGGGAGUAGCGAUAAGGAAGCCGAUGGUGUUCGUGAUCAGCUGCAGAGUUGUGUAAGCGCGUACACGUCGGGGAAGCCGAGCGAUGGUUCGGUGGAGGUGUUGAUAAGGCUUUUGAGGAAUGUGGUGAAAGAGCCGGAGAAUGCUAAGUUCAGGAGGAUUAGAAUGGGGAAUCCAAAGAUAAAGGAGGCGAUCGCUGAUGUCCCUGGAGGUGUGGAGUUGCUGGAGUGCAUUGGUUUUGAAUUGAAGGAGGAAGGUAGUGAAAUGUGGUUUGUGAUGGAAGAGCCUUCUAAGGAGCAGCUUGGUUUGGUUAAAAAUGCUGUAUUGUUGCUGGAGCCGAAGAAGGUAGAAGAGUUACCAUCUAAGGCUCCAGUUAAGUUGGAUAAACCUAUUGAGAGGAAGCCAGUUGAUAGACAGAUCCGGGUAUUCUUUUCCGUCCCCGAGAAUGUAGCAGCACGGAUUGAGCUACCUGAUUCUUUCUACAACCUUUCAGCUGAAGAAGUGAAAAGGGAAGCAGAGUCAAGGAGAAAAAAGUUAGAGGAAUCUAAGCUUCUCAUUCCUAAAUCAUACAGAGAAAAGCAGGCCAAAGCUGCAAGAAGGCAGUAUAAUAAAACGGUCAUUAGAAUACAGUUUCCUGAUGGAGUGGUACUUCAAGCUAUAUUUUCUCCAUGGGAGCAAACUGGUGCUCUAUACGAGUUGGUGAGCAAUGCACUGAAAGACCCAAGCUUAGAGUUUGAGCUGCUACAUCCAGUUUUAGUGAAGCGACGGGUGAUCCCACAUUAUCCAGCGGCAGGAGAGAGAGGAAUCACAUUGGAAGAAGAGGAUUUGGUCCCUGCAGCACUUAUUAAGUUCAGACCUAUUGAAACAGGUGAUACUGUUUUUACCGGUCUCUCCAACGAACUCCUUCAGAUCAGCGAACCCUUUGUCUCUGCUUCUGCAGUUCCUGCUUCAUAACGCGUACCCUCAAUUAUCGCAAUACUAAUUCUUCUGGAGAAAGUGGGAACCUAUAGUAUGUGUAGUCGAUGUACCGUGGAAAAUCAAGAGUCGACUAUAUGUUUGUGUCUCUGUAUUUCAUUUCUCAUGCAACACAAUUUGCCAUUUUAUUUCGAUUUUCAUCCAGAUUUAUGCUUGUGAAAUACUGUAUAAGUUGUGGAUAGAACGACGAAGUUUAUAGAAACAAUUUUAUUUCUAUUUUUACUUUAA